Molecule: messenger RNA, 342 nt
Organism: Trichomonas vaginalis G3
Lineage: Eukaryota; Parabasalia; Trichomonadida; Trichomonadidae
Exons: 1
Coding region: 1-342 (113 amino acids)
Source: RefSeq, a predicted model, not a curated record
AUGAAUCGUGGUCCACAGACAUUCGGUGCAGGAUUUAAUGGUGCAAACACAGAAGGAAACGCAUCAACUCCAUCAAACACCAUAUAUUACGGUAACAAACAAGACUUACCUAAGUUUGGUACACCAAUUCAGUCUCAAAUGUCUAAUCAAAUCUUUCAUAAUGGACAACACCUUAAUAUGAAUGCGGGAUAUAUUAUGUCUGACUUUGUUGACAACAAAUAUAUUCCUGGUUCAUUUGACAUUUUGCAACGAGGCAAUCUCCCUUCAAUAAAAGUGAAGCAGAAUGAAGUUAAAUAUGAGUACUUCACAAAAGAGGAGAUUAUUCAAGGGUCUAGCAAAUAA